Messenger RNA from Lachancea meyersii CBS 8951, 546 nucleotides. The record is from the annotation of a GenBank genome assembly. Lineage: Eukaryota; Fungi; Ascomycota; Saccharomycetes; Saccharomycetales; Saccharomycetaceae.
AUGACUCUUUACUAUACAUUCGUGUUUGGAAUUUUGGCUAUCGAAAUGGUCAUGUUUCUGCUGCUGGCUCUGCCCGUUCCAUCCAAAUACCGGAAACCUGUCACCAUGGCUUUGAUCAGACCGUUUCGGCUGACCCAGAUCCAGGUUGCAAUCAAGUGCAUCUUGGGGUUCAUAAUGCUGCUGUUUGUGGACACCAUCAAUCGCGUCUAUUCCAUAAAUGCCGAGCUGUCGCAGACUUCCAUAGCUGCAGGCGUCAGCGAUCGUAACGAAGUGCAAAGUCGCAAGUUCUACGCUCAAAGGAACAUGUAUUUGACCGGAAUCACUUUGUUUCUCACUUUCACCGUUUUCAGAACGUACGGCUUGGUAUGGGAAUUGCUAGAGCUCAAGGAAAACUACAGAACCGAUUCCGAGAACAUGAACAUCGACGACCUUAAAAAGCAAAUCGAGGACGCAGAUAAGGAAAUCAAGUCUCUGAAGGAGCGUGCAGAGGGUCUCCAGGCAGAAAUGCAAAGUCGACCACCGAGAAAAGACGUAUUAGAUUUAUGA